CCAAACACAUCGCCAGUUGAGAUUUAUCCGCGACGUCGUUCAUGCGUAUUUGCUCGUUAUGACUUAGUGCUUCCGAAAAUGAGAUAAUAAGUUUUUUGAUUAAUUAUUGUGCUUUAGAUCCAUUGGUUUCAAUUGUUUGCUCAUACUCAAAGAUAUCACGGCUGAUUAACGUUUCAUGUUCAUACUGAAGUCAACAAUUCGUUCGAAAUGCUCCGAGGGAGCUAGGAAUGUAUGUUAUAUUUCCGGCUGAUGAGUUAAUACUUUUCUCAUACGGUAUCGCACUACCAAGAGUCCCUCCUCGACCAACUCUGGACAACCUUAAAGAGCCUUCGGUAUUCGUAGGCAAUCGGCCACCUACUGCCAGUAAUAUCUCAUCAUCUGGAAAUACUAAAGAACCCGCCAAAAUUGAAGUUCCAAGGAUUUCUUCAACAAAAUCUGCCUCUCACUCAAAACCAUUGGAAGGCAAGACCUCCGUGAACGAUUUCGAUAGUUAUACACGAGUAGUCGGCAACGAACAAGCAGUCUUGAUGAAAAAUGUGAUCGAAACCGAAGACAGCAACAAACCUGUCGAUUCCUGCAUUCCUGUUCCACGAUCGACGAUACCACCUCUCUCUUCAACGUCACCGAAAGUACCAACGAAAGCUAAAGAAAACCUUAAAUCCAGGCUUCAUUUAAAUUUAGGACGCUUGCGCCCACAUUCCUCCGUUGAACAAAGCGAAACAUCGCGAAUACGCGAAGACCUACAGAUACAUGUGUCGAAUCCUAUAUUUACUAAAGAAAACCUUCGCCAAAGAAACUACGAUGCCUUCUUCGAAUCAGGCGAAACGAUCUACUUGCUAAAGAAAAAAGAUACACCCUUACCAUUGGAAAACAUUCCGGUUGAUGCACCAUCGUGGGAAUGCAAUACAACUAGUCUAUCGAAAAUUAAUCCUAGUAAAAAGAUUACCAGCAGCGGAUUUGGUAGAGAAACACCGCAACAUCGCAAGGAAGUAAUCGAGGGUGAGACAUACGAAAAUAGCAUGAAUGCCAAGUUAAAUGACUCAGUUGAUUGCAAAAUAAUGCAAACAGUUGUGGAAUUCACCGCAGAGUUGGCCUUAGCGUAUAAUCAACAUGCUGAAACUUUAAGGUUGCUUGUGUCCAACUACAAACAGAUGUAUAACGCUAUCGGACAGGAAAGAUCGGAGUGGCGACGCAAUUAUUCAGAAAUAUGGAACGGUUACUUGGCCGAAAUAGAAGAAGAUUCGCGAUCUGCAGUGAACCUAGCAAAAGCUCUUUCCAAUAUGGUUUCCUUCAAGGAGGGAAGUCCCACGCCGGAUUUUCUCUCGGAAACUCAAGAACAUGGCACAUGGAACCAAUUCGAUUUGCGGGCUAGGAAAAUUUUGAAGGCAUCCGAACAAACGCAAAGGGCGUUGUUGUUGGGUAGAAUAGAACCAAAUUCACCAAUUGGUAGUAGGAAAAUGUCAUCUUCUAGUUCUUCUUCAAUGAAAACCAAGUGGCUCAAAGCGUUUCGAAGUCUAAAACCAGUUGUUUCGACAAACGAAAGAGAUAAAAGCCAUGGAGGUCAGGCUCGUCUCGAGAAUCACAACCUAGUAGAAUACACAUAUAAAAAGAUAACCCCUUGUGACGUGUGCUCACAGGUACUUCGAGGACAUACGAAACAGGGUCUACGGUGUAGAAUAUGUAAAAUUAACACACACCCCGAUUGUGCAUCGCAACUUCCAAAAUGUCAAUCCAAACAGAAGCUUUUAAGAAGACAAAAAAGUACAUCUGAAAUAAGAAGUUUCGCGGUUCCCGAGGAAAAACCAACCGACAUCGAUCAGAUUUAUCAAGUUUUAAAAAGAGCUGGUGAAAUAUCCAGUAAGAAAAACCUACCUUCCAAAGCACAAGUAGCAACGGUUGCAAGUAGCGAAGCACCUCGGUCUCCCCGUCGUCAAAAGCUUAAUUUACAAAUGAAGUCACUCAGUCUAGAAUCGCCACACCCUUCCGAAAUGCGCAAACGUAACACUACUAAGAUACAGGAUUCAUCUGUCAGCUGUACCGAAAACUGGGCCUCGUAUAAUCGUUUGCCAGUUUCAUCGUCGGCAUCGGGGCUACAAAGAAAACAAUUUGGAUCCGGAAAAGGAAGAAAAUCUAUUUUAGUGGAGGUUACCGAUGACAAUGAACGAAAUUUGUCAUCUGAAACGACUUCAACAUGUCCAUCGCCGGUCAAAAUGUCACAGAUUUCUGAAAAAAAUCGACAAGAUGUGAUUCAAGAAGUUUGACUACCAGAUGAAGAAGAUUUUCGAAUAACAAGAGACACAAAGUGCAAACACUUAACAAUAGAGAAUGAUGCCAAAAGUUCAAAGUGUAUGCGA
This is a messenger RNA of Uranotaenia lowii, 2354 nucleotides long. RefSeq lists its product as uncharacterized. Bases 228 to 2261 code for a protein of 677 amino acids. Gene Ontology annotation, biological process: skeletal muscle contraction; positive regulation of voltage-gated calcium channel activity; positive regulation of protein localization to plasma membrane. The transcript has 13 exons. Lineage: Eukaryota; Metazoa; Arthropoda; Insecta; Diptera; Culicidae. The record is from RefSeq and is a predicted model, not a curated record. Gene Ontology annotation, cellular component: extrinsic component of cytoplasmic side of plasma membrane.